AUGCACUUAUGGAAGAUCGGCGCGGAUCCUCAUUUUCUCUCAUCUAAAUUUUUAAACAUUCAUGCAUCAGCCUCACUUGGCAAUACAAAGAUUUUACCGGGAGAUAUUUCCUCUUUACAAGCUGAUCGGGCCCAGCUUAUCCUUCAUGAUAUCUCAAUAGGGGACUGUCAUAUAAGUUCGCCAACAGCGGUCAUAUGGCCAAGCUGUGAUGCUAUUGAUUUUUCCUGGAUUUUGAUUCCAACAUCUCUUCAAAGAUUACAUAAUGCUGCCAUCUCUUUACUAAUAGUUUUUCUGAAUUUUCGAUUUAUUAAUCUUAGAUCAUUGUAG
Messenger RNA from Dentiscutata erythropus, 327 nucleotides. The record is from the annotation of a GenBank genome assembly. NCBI's taxonomy places the organism in Eukaryota, Fungi, Glomeromycota, Glomeromycetes, Diversisporales, Gigasporaceae.